AUGUCAAGCUCUUAUCCCAGGGCGCAGAAGGUCACCUGGAAAUCCACCAACUUUAAAACCAUUCUGACCUGGGAACCAUUACCAACGGAUUACUCCUACACUGUAGAAUACUCAAUGGUCUCCAGGGACAAACAGAGAAACUCUAAUUGCAUACGUAUCUCGACAACUACGUGUGAUCUGACUGGUUCACUGACGGAUUUAAAUGCCUGCUAUGUAGCCGAUGUCCUUUCUGAACCCCCAUUGGGAGCGGCCUCUGACCUCGUCGAGUUUCCGUACACACGCUCGUCGCGGUUCUGCCCCUUCAAUGACACCGAUAUAGGAAGACCCUCUUUCAAGUUGGAGGUGAGCAACGAUAAAAAGAAGACUACGAUGUAUGUGACUGACCCAUUCACUGCAUUGUUUAAAGAGGGCCACCAGCUAAACAUCAGAGACAUUUUCACAGAGAAUCUUCACUACAAAGUUACAUAUAAUCGAAAUAAAAGCUCUGGCAAGAAAGUUAUCAUCUCAAAGAACAGCAUCAUAGAGCUGACUGAUCUGGAUGAAGGAGAAAGCUACUGUUUUAAUGUGCAGGCCUAUAUUCCGAGCCGCGGCGUCAAUAAACAGCUGGGGGAGUUGAGCCAAACUCAGUGCUCUGAUGGCGAUGACGAAAAAUCCGUCUUUAAAGUUUAUUCAGUCAGUGUGAUCGCAUCUGCCAUUGUCCUCAUCUUGCUGCUGAUCAUCAUAACAGUUGUAAUAAUAGUGUGCUGCAGGCGCAAGAAGAGCACCCUCAAAACUGAAAAAGAAGGAGUCCCACUGCAAAGUAUAUAA
Nerophis lumbriciformis (worm pipefish) is the source of this 807-nucleotide messenger RNA. The record is from RefSeq and is a predicted model, not a curated record. NCBI's taxonomy places the organism in Eukaryota, Metazoa, Chordata, Actinopteri, Syngnathiformes, Syngnathidae.